AUGUCUAACCCUAAACCUCAAGGAGGGAAUGGUUGUGGUUCUUCUUUGGCUUGGCCUACUUGUGCUAAGUGUGGGAAGAAACAUGAUGGUAAGUGCCUAGCCGACACCAAUGGAUGCUUUAGUUGCGGGAAGAGUGGACACAAAAUGAGAGAUCACCCCAUGCUUGCGGCUAAAGGGAGAGAGGGAAAGCAAGCUCCUCCUAGAUGUUCGAAUGCCAAUGUUCCAAAACAAAACCAAUUUUAUGCUCUCCAAACCCGAGGUGACCAAGAGAGCUCCCCGAAUGUAUUGACCAAUGAAGAAAAUGAAGAGUUGGUUCGUGAUGUUCAUAGGUUAGUCCGACUAGGUGUUCAACUGGUGGAUUCCACCAAGGGUGGUGUCAUGGUCCAUAAUGGUUUCAAAUCGUCUUUAGUGUUGGAUUUGAAGUCUAAGCAAGGUCUUGAUCCUGUUUUGGUUGAAUUGAAAGAAGCGAUGCUUAAGAAGUCCGUUGAGGACUUAUCCCAAGGGGAGAUGGAGUGCUUAGGUAUCAAGGAAGUUUAUUGGUGCAAUGAGAUGAUGAAAUAUAUUGCGGAAUUUGUGGUCAAGUGUCCUAACUAUCAACAAGUAAAGGUUGAGCACCAAAGGCCGGGAGGUUUGUCCCAAGACAUUGCCAUUACUACUUGGAAGUGGGAAGAUUUGAACAUGAACUUUAUAGUUGGUUUGCUUCGCACCCAGCGACAAUAUGACUCUAUAUGGGUGAUAGUAGAUCGGAUGACGAAAUUGGCUUAUUUCCUUCCCGUGAAGGUUUCUUAUUCAGUGGAAUACUAUGCUAAGAUGUACUUGAGAGAGAUGGAAAAAUUGCAUGGUGUGCAUUUGUCUAUCAUUUCCGAUCAUGUGCCCGGUGUCUCGUCAGCCUUGGCUCCAUUAGAGCUUGCCAUAGAAAUUUCCCUCAAGGAGGCCUGA
Molecule: messenger RNA, 939 nt
Organism: Solanum verrucosum
Lineage: Eukaryota; Viridiplantae; Streptophyta; Magnoliopsida; Solanales; Solanaceae
Exons: 4
Coding region: 1-939 (312 amino acids)
Molecular function (GO): nucleic acid binding
Source: RefSeq, a predicted model, not a curated record